AUGAUCAUUACUGGAGAUGAUGUUGAUAGUAUCUCUGAUCUCAAAACCUCCCAUCACCAUACUUUUGAGAUGAAAGAUCUUGGUUCUCUCAGUUAUUUUCUUAGUCUUGAGGUCAUAUCCACAGAUGAUGGUAUCUAUCUCUCUCAAGCUAAGUAUGUUUUAGAUCUUCUUACUCGUGUUGGGAUUACAGAUAGUCGCACUGAAUAUGCUCCCCUUAAACAUAAUUUUCGAUUUACCCCUAUGGAUGGCACUGUUUUUGACAAUCCUACUAUUUAUCGACAGUUAAUUGGAGGUCUCGUCUACUUGACUGUCACACGCCCAGACGUCGCCUAUCUAGUUCAUGUUCUUAGUCAGUUCUUGUCAGCUCCUCCUACUACUCAUUAUGCGGCCGUUCUUCGCAUUCUUCACAUUUUUCAUUUUUCUGCCCAUUCUUUUUUAUCCCUUCAGGUGUAUUCAUAUGCUGAUUGGGCUGGUGAUCCCAUUGAUCGUUGUUCUACUACUGGUUAUUAUUUGUUUCUUGGUAGCUCUCUCAUUUUCUGUCGAUCCAAGAAGCAAACGUUCACUGCUCGUUCAAGCACAGAAGCUUAUUACCGUACUUUCGCUGACACCACUGCUGAGGUUGUCUUGAUUCGUUGGCUUUUCGAAAACUUAGGUGCUCCUCAGUCGUUCCCGACUGAUGUUUUGUGUGACAACUGCAGUGCUAUUCAGAUUUUCCAUAAUGACGUUUUCAUGAAUGCACCAAACACAUUGAAAUUGAUUGUCACUUUGUUCGUCAAUGUAUACUUAUUGAUGUUGUUCGCCUCAUAG
Molecule: messenger RNA, 807 nt
Organism: Arachis stenosperma
Lineage: Eukaryota; Viridiplantae; Streptophyta; Magnoliopsida; Fabales; Fabaceae
Exons: 1
Coding region: 1-807 (268 amino acids)
Source: RefSeq, a predicted model, not a curated record